This is a messenger RNA of Dimorphilus gyrociliatus, 1019 nucleotides long. Lineage: Eukaryota; Metazoa; Annelida; Polychaeta; Dinophilidae. The record is from the annotation of a GenBank genome assembly.
AGUUACUAGGUUGAUUCAGUCAUUGUGAAAAUACACAAAGAAUCAAACAUGAAUGAUUGUCAAACCUUCAUUUCUUCUACUUCUCAUAAAUUCAUUAAUAAUUUUAAUAUGGAACAUAAAAAUGAUGACAAACAAAAAAAUCAUUUCUUGAGUCCAUCUUCUAGGUAUCGAAAUACCAAAUCCUUUCAUGGUUUAGUGAUUUUUGGUAUGGAUAUGAAUUAUAAUCGGGAGAAGAGAAUUACUCAUUUAAAAGAUAAAUUUGAAGAACUCAACUAUUUGGUUGUUUUUGAAAAUGAUUUGUUGAGUAAAAUAGAUUUACAGAGUAGAAUUUUGGAAAUUAUCAAAAAAUUGGAAUAUCUAAUUGGCAAACCAGUCUAUAUAUUUUUAAUGUCUGAUAAUUGGCUUACUAAUUCAACAUUUCUUCAAAAUAUUCUAAGUUUUACUACUCAACACUUUACUUCACUUAAAUGUAUUUUUGCGAUCGGCAACAGGAAAGGUUUGCAUUCCAAUAGAUAUAAAUUUUUCUCCUUCAUUCUCUCUCUAUCAUCUGUACACUUGCAGAACACGAACAAGGCGAUAACGAGAUUCUAAAAAAGAUUAAUCAAAUGGGCACAAUGAAGAACAUUUUGGUGAUGUUCAGUACGAGAGCUGGUAAAGAGUGUCAAAGUGAUGAAAAAGGAUCUCUGUUCCUAAAAGCUUUUCUAGACAUUCUACAAUCAAACAAUGAAUUAGAUAUUGAAAAUUUCAUAUUAACAGUAAAGAGUAGAAUAGUAGAUGAGAGUAAAGCUUUGGCAUUGCCACUUGUUGAUGAAGAUUACACUUUAACCAAACAACAAUUAUUGGAAUAUGAACAAAAAUUCUACAAACAGCAACAGCAACAGCAACAGCAAAAGCUACAAUAUCAAACAUUGGAAAAACUUCAACAAGAACAAGAACAAGAAUUGAGGCAACUACAAAUAUCUCUAAAACAACAUCAAGCUGAACAAAAACUACAGCUGAACCAAUUACAAGAAAAUUGA